AUGUUGGGGAGGGCUGGCAAGGGAAAGCGGUGGCGGAUCUGGGAGCAGAGCCGGGAGUUCCUGCUUCCUGCUCCCGGAGCGAGUGUCCUCCGUAGCAGCCUCGGGGAAGGGAACGGCCCUUCCUGCUCCCGUCCGAGUACUCCUGGAGCGCAGCGAGGCGCGCCCCACCCUGGCGGAGGGGACGGUUUUCAGCUGGAGGUGGUGGAGGGACAGCCUGGAUCCGACGCCGCCCGGCGGUGCGGGGAGCUGGAUGAGAGCGGGAAAUCCGUAGAUCAGAGUCAAGGCGUGUGGGCGCGAGCGGCGGGAGGCGCAGAGGGGUCCGCGGGGUUCCCGGGUGUCUUCGCCGUGCCUUGUCCCGUGGCCGGCCGCGGUCCCCCUGGCCCCGCCCAGCCGCGGAGCCCAGCCUCUCUCCGACCGGGUCUCCUCCCUAAGGUGCGGGUGGCAGCGCCACUCCCUCCGUUCCCUCCCCAGCCGCGCGCGUCUCAUUCCAGCGCCCAUUCCGCGCAUUCCUGCCGGGCUCCUCUGCAAACUCCGGCCCCGGGGGUGGGGACCGCCUCUGCUACGCGCUCGGGCCCCGCUGCCGUCGCCGCGGCUGGAAGACUUGGCGCCCCGCGUGGACCUGCUGCACCCGGCCGAGCGCUCCCACCCCGCCUCCUGAACCCUGGGACCGGUCCAACGGGUGCUCCUCCAAGCCAAGCCUUGGAGGGCAAGGCCGGCACCAUUACCUCCAACGAGUGGAGCUCUCCUGACUCCCCGGAGGGGAGCAGCAUCUCUGGGGGCAGCCAGGCACUGGACAAGCCCAUCGACAAUGACGCAGAGGGUGUGUGGAGCCCUGAUAUCGAGCAAAGCUUCCAGGAGGCCCUGUCCAUUUACCCACCAUGCGGCCGCCGCAAAAUCAUCCUGUCGGACGAAGGCAAGAUGUACGGUCGGAAUGAGCUGAUUGCUCGCUACAUCAAGAUCCGGACAGGGAAGACACGCACAAGGAAGCAGGUCUCUAGCCACAUCCAGGUGCUUGCCCGUCGAAAAGCCCGGGAAAUCCAGGCCAAGCUCAAGGACCAGGCAGCUAAGAACAAGGCCCUGCAGAGUAUGGCCGCCAUGUCGUCCGCCCAGAUCGUCUCGGCCACAGCCUUCCACAGUAAAAUGGCUCUUGCCCGGGGCCCUGGCUACCCAGCAAUCUCAGGGUUUUGGCAAGGAGCUUUGCCAGGCCAACCUGGGACAUCCCAUGAUGUGAAACCUUUCUCUCAAAAUGCCUACACUGUCCAGCCUCCGCUGCCUCUGCCAGGCUUUGAGUCGCCAGCAGGACCCGCCCCAUCGCCCUCUGCACCGCCAGCUCCUCCAUGGCAAGGCCGAAGCAUAGCCAGCUCCAAGCUCUGGAUGUUGGAGUUCUCCGCUUUCCUGGAGCGCCAGCAAGAUCCCGACACAUACAACAAACACCUGUUCGUGCAUAUCAGCCAGUCAAGGCCAAGCUACAGCGACCCCUACCUCGAAACUGUGGACAUCCGCCAGAUCUAUGACAAGUUCCCAGAGAAGAAGGGGGGCCUCAAGGAGCUAUUUGAACGAGGGCCCUCUAAUGCCUUCUUCCUUGUGAAGUUCUGGGCAGACCUCAAUACCAACAUCGACAACGAGGGCAGCCCCUUCUAUGGGGUCUCCAGCCAGUAUGAGAGCCCGGAGAACAUGAUUAUUACCUGCUCUACUAAGGUCUGCUCGUUUGGCAAGCAAGUGGUGGAGAAAGUUGAGACAGAGUAUGCUCGCUAUGAGAAUGGCCACUAUUUGUACCGCAUCCAUCGGUCCCCACUCUGUGGGUAUAUGAAAAACUUCAUCCACAAGCUGAAGCAUUUACCUGAGAAGUACAUGAUGAACAGCGUGCUGGAGAACUUCACCAUCUUACAGGUGGUCACCAACCGAAAUACACAGGAGACCUUGCUGUGUAUUGCAUAUGUCUUCGAAGUUUCAGCCAGCGAACACGGGGCUCAGCACCACAUCUACCGGCUUGUGAAAGAAUGAGAGACUUGGAGAGUGAUG
Molecule: messenger RNA, 2022 nt
Organism: Grammomys surdaster
Lineage: Eukaryota; Metazoa; Chordata; Mammalia; Rodentia; Muridae
Gene: Tead4
Product: TEA domain transcription factor 4
Exons: 12
Coding region: 1-2004 (667 amino acids)
Biological process (GO): hippo signaling; regulation of transcription by RNA polymerase II; DNA-templated transcription
Cellular component (GO): transcription regulator complex
Molecular function (GO): DNA-binding transcription factor activity, RNA polymerase II-specific; RNA polymerase II cis-regulatory region sequence-specific DNA binding
Source: RefSeq, a predicted model, not a curated record